Messenger RNA from Venustampulla echinocandica, 1140 nucleotides. RefSeq lists its product as uncharacterized. The transcript has a single exon. NCBI's taxonomy places the organism in Eukaryota, Fungi, Ascomycota, Leotiomycetes, Helotiales, Pleuroascaceae. The coding region runs from base 1 to 1140 and encodes 379 amino acids. The record is from RefSeq and is a predicted model, not a curated record.
AUGAACCACAAUCAGAACCACGAUCCUGCGACCUCGACGCCCACACCUGAGUCGCGCAUGAAUCCUCCACCUCUACCGAGAUCCUUUGUAACUCCGGCACGAGAUGUGCGCGAAAGCUCAGCAAUAUCGAACUCUGGUGGCAGCUCGCGCAAACCGCGGCAGAAUCUCGACGAGCGGGAUCAUAUCCUGAUGGUAAAGCAUUGCUAUGAGCAGCGCGAACACUAUAAGGAAGGCACCAAGGCUCAGUUCUGGACUGGCGUGAACCAAGCAUUUCAAACGGAGACGGGGAAAAUCCUCGCGCAGAUGAGCGCGACGGUUGGCAGGUUAGUUGAAACGAGAAGGCGGCAAAUAGCGGAUUGGGAGAAUGGAGUAAUACCGCAGAAACCUACUGGGGAGCUAUAUGACAGGGUAGAUCAAUGGAUGGAGUUUCUAAGAGUUGAAGAUGGAGAUGCUGAAGCAGAGCGGAUGCGACAGGUUGAUGCGCGAAGGAAGAUAGAAGAGGCUAGGAAGGAGGCCAGAAGAAAAGCAAUCGCAGCGGAACAGCUGGCACAUGCUCAAACUCCUGGCGUGAGAGUGAUUUCCAGGCCACCGCCUCCCGCAGAUAUGGGACAACAGCACGAGCAAGAGCAACCACAGCAACAGCAACAACAGCAACAACAACAACAACAACAACCUCCGCCGCCGCCACCACCGCCAGUAACCGGAGGAGAAGUGAUGCGGCACGAGCCUGGAGAACAGGGCGAAAUGAAUGGUUAUAGACCAAGUAAAAGGAGACGCAUGAAUGAGCGGGCUCUCACCCAAGAGUUACAUGCGCAGAUCCAGCAGGAGCAAUGGCAAGCGCAGCAGCAGCAAGCGCAACCUACACCACAAUAUGUGCUCCCCCCUCCACCAGAGCCGCCCAAGAGAGUUGUGGUAGAAGGUAGCCUGACGAAAGAGGAUUGGAGAGAUAUUAUGGGCAAUGAUGCGCGAUUACGAACACUCGAGAACAAAGUCGACAAGAUCGAAUUGCUUGUAUCGCAAAACAACAAGCUUCUGUUACAACUGGUUCAGCAGCACAGUAACAAAGAUCGAGAACGCAAUGUGGAGGAGGAACGGGUGCCAGUUCAUCUAGAUGCCGAGUUUGAGCGAGAUUACUUGUGA